CCCUCAGUUCUCGCGGUGCCUCAGUUCCCGUGCAGGCGCUCUGCUGGUUUUGCUGUCUCAGUCCCGGCCCGCGUUGCUGUAUCCCUUACUGUUUCCCGGAGACCGUCAUGGAGUACCUCAUAGGGAUACAGGGCAGGGACUUCGUCCUGGUGGCAUCUGACACGGUAGCGGCUAGCAGUAUCGUCGCCAUGAAGCACGCUGUGUUGCAGGGUAGUCUGCUCGGAGAGAUUCAUUUUCACGUGUCGUUUGUUUUACACAUUGCACAUUGUAGCACCACUAAAUCAAAUGUGUUACAGACCAUUCAUCUUUAUUUCAUCAUUACAGGUUAUGAACUAUCCCCUUCAGCAGCUGCCAACUUCACUCGCAAAAACCUGGCAGAGUACCUCCGAAGUCGGACGCCCUACCAUGUGAAUAUGCUUCUAGCUGGCUGUGACGAGCAUGAGGGUCCAGCACUCUACUACAUGGACUAUCUGGCAGCUUUGGCUAAAGCCCCAUUUGCUGCUCAUGGAUAUGGAGCAUUUCUGACACUCAGUAUCUUGGACCGAUACUAUAAACCAGAUCUCUCACGCGAAGAGGCAUUGGAGCUGUUGAAGAAAUGUUUGCAAGAGAUCCAAAAGCGAUUUAUUCUGAAUCUUCCCUCGUUUACUGUUCGAAUCAUUGAUAAUGACGGUGUUCAUGAUAUGGAACAAAUUUCUGUGUCAAAAAUAUAAUUUUACAUUCAGCAAUAAUUUUUGUUUUUACUUUCAGAGAUUUAUGUAUAUGAGCUCAGAAUAAAGCCUGAGGUUCACACUAA
Molecule: messenger RNA, 793 nt
Organism: Rhincodon typus (whale shark)
Lineage: Eukaryota; Metazoa; Chordata; Chondrichthyes; Orectolobiformes; Rhincodontidae
Gene: psmb2
Product: proteasome 20S subunit beta 2
Exons: 6
Coding region: 108-710 (200 amino acids)
Biological process (GO): proteasomal protein catabolic process
Cellular component (GO): cytosol; proteasome core complex; proteasome core complex, beta-subunit complex
Molecular function (GO): peptidase activity
Source: RefSeq, a predicted model, not a curated record